CCAUGUGUGUGAUGUGGGUGCAGAGUGUGUGAGUCGUCAGCCAGCCGGCAUGUGUGUUGCGUGCCGUAGGAAUCCAUUGCAGCCGGCUCUUUCUCGAGGUGUUUAAAUCUGAGACUCGGGGCAGCCCGCCGCCCUGACACCGCCGAGACCGACGCUCCCUCUCCCGGACUGACAGGCCAAUCGCAAGCCGCCGCUCGCCCUCCCUCCCUCCCUCCCUCCCUCCCUCCAUCCAUCCACCGUGGUCUCUCGCUUUCUCACUCACUCGCACUCCCUCCUCCUCUUUUUCCUCUCUCUCUCUCCCUCUCUCCGGCUUUCAUUCCUUUGCGCUCAAUCCGUGCAUCCCCUCCUCCUCCACCUCCUCCACCUCCUCCUCCUCCUCCUCCUCCUCACACCUUUUGGUCAGAAGAGGAAGAGGAAGCCCAGCCCAGGGAGAGACACUGAGAGGAUGAAACUCUGACACGCCGACAGACCACAGGGAAACAAGAGCACAACUAUAAUUGCUAGAAGGAAGCGCCCAGGAAGGUCAGCCAGGAAUCCCGCCGUGGGUGCCAAAGUGAAAUCUACAGGACUACAAUUACUUGGACAGACUGAGGCGGCAGAGCAAAGUGAAUGACAGUAGCUGGUUGGUAUUUUGCAGAGCUUCUGCUGGACUUCACUCUCUGCAGUGGCAACAAGUGAUUUCUCCUCUUCCCAGCGCCUCCAGCCACCCAGACAGGUUGUAUCUGACGGAGGGACCGGUGCCGCGCUCCCAUCCCCGCGCUCCUUCAGCAACAACACUGGUUGAUCAGCACCUGUGGCAGCAGCAGCAGCAGCAGCAGCAGCACUAGCAGCGAGUCGAGUGACCAGCUUCAGGCCGACCGGCUUCACCUGUACAUGGAGACCCCCAGCUGGGCAGGAAACACGUUGUGUAAGUCAGGAAGCAUUGCUGUCUUCGGGAACGUGGUGUACAGCGGACUGCUGAACGAUCACCUCUGGCAUUUGGGAGUGCCCCUCUUUACAAGACUGGGUAACCAAGAGGCCACCAACCCCCCAGAAGCGAUGGCCCAGCCGUACACCCCAGCCCAGUACCCACCUCCCCCACAGAAUGGCAUCCCCGCGGAGUUUGCGGCGCCGCACCCGCUCCCGACGCAGGACUACACCGGGCAGAGCCGGGUGCCCGAGCACGCCAUGACCCUCUACACGCCCACACAGACGCACAGCGAGCCGGCCGGCACUGACAACAGCACGCCCGCCAUCACCGCCACCACGACCGCACCGGUCAGUGCCCUUCAUCAUCUGCAAACAGUGUUCUCAACAGGCUGUCAACAAACAGAUGAUGUGACGCAAACAGAGGGUUCUCAGCAGCUCCAGCUCCAGCACUCAGACUCUUCAGAGAAGCAGCAGCCCAAAAGGUUACAUGUCUCCAACAUUCCCUUCCGCUUCCGGGACCCCGACCUAAGGCAAAUGUUUGGGCAAUUUGGAAAGAUUUUAGAUGUGGAGAUUAUCUUUAAUGAGCGAGGAUCCAAGGGCUUUGGGUUUGUAACUUUUGAAACAAGCACAGAUGCCGAUCGUGCACGGGAGAAACUAAACGGUACAAUCGUAGAGGGACGCAAAAUAGAGGUGAAUAAUGCAACAGCACGAGUGAUGACAAACAAAAAAGUGGCCAACCCCUACACAAAUGGCUGGAAGCUGAAUCCAGUAGUAGGAGCUGUCUAUGGUCCUGAACUGUAUGCCGGGUUUCCCUACCCUGCCACAGGCGCCACAGUGGCCUACAGGGGUGCCCACUUGCGGGGUCGGGGACGGGCUGUGUACAACACAUUCCGCACAGCUCCACCACCACCACCAAUCCCAGCUUACGGAGCGGUGGUGUACCAAGAUGGCUUCUAUGGUGCAGAGAUCUAUGGUGGCUAUGCAGCGUACAGAUUUGCCCAGCCCACCACCACCGCUGCUUACAGUGACAGCUAUGGCAGAGUCUAUGCAACAGCAGACCCCUACCACCACACGAUUGGCCCUGCCGCCACAUACAGUGUGGGGACCAUGGCUAGCCUUUACAGAGGAGGGUACAGUCGCUUCACUCCCUACUAAAAGAAAGAAAAAAAGCGAGAAAAGACAGAGACAUUACCCCAACAAACAAAAACAAAAAAAAAACUAUCUUUAAGAAAAAAAAAAGAAAAAAAACACAAUACAAGCGAACACCCGGUCCUUGGUGGAGACUAAAUCAAACUAAAAGCUUCCAGGUCCACAUGCUGAGCCCUCCCCCUGACACCCUCUCUACCAGAUAUUUCUACAACAACCCUUUUUGAUGUCAUCAUUGGUCUGCUCUUGUUUUGUAUUCAUUUUGUGCUUUCGGUUUUCCUUUGGAAAGUUUUAUGCACAUGUGCAUUAUCUCGAUUGCUGUAUAUGGGUGCUGUGUCACCAUAACCAAUGUGAGCCUACUGCAGCACGCAUGGUGCAUGCUCAGAGGUGUGUGUAUGCAGCCGCUGUCAUCUGACUAAGAAUAUACUGGGGCAUUUCUAUCAUUGUAUUCACAACAAACAGGAAUCAGGUUGAUGCUGAUUGCUGAUGCAUCCCAUUUAAUUACUUUUCUAACUUUUAACACGCUGAGAGAAAUAACGCUGACUAACAUGCCUCGGUAAUUCUUAGUUCAAAGACGGCACUGCUCUGAUUGCUUUUGUUUUUUUUUAUUUAAACAUUGGAGUGUCCUACUGUUGUUGUGCACCUGCAGUGGAGCCUUACAAGCUGUACUAUGUGGUAUGACAGCAUGCAGUGUAAAAGGGGUCAUAAAGGCCAGACUUGUCUCUUGGACUCACACUACUCAUAUGCCAGCCCAGGCUCCUGCAAAUCACUCUACGUUCAUGUGCCACUAUUAUGAUUUGCGGUGUUACAUGUACGAAAAUAUUAUAUAGGACAAAGUGAACACAGUCCAAACAGAACCCGCAUUUUAAGCUCCUUAAAGUCACUCUACCGGUUACUCGUCUUUUAUUAGAUCCCGCUUGGUCUUUUUUUUUUUCUAAGCUGAGAUAACCACAAAGAAUUCAAUUAUUUUUAUUCUUUCACAUAUCAAGCAUUUCGCUCGUUGCCCAUUUCUUUGUAGCUGACAGCUGGUCUCUAGCAGCAGAACAUAAAGAAAAAAUUGCUAUCGAACAGAUAGGGUUAGCUCUCCUCGCCGUCGCUGCUCCGUGUUUGAAAAGAAAAUACCAACUAUGGCGCCGCCGCUUAUUCUGGGUUCACCCAACGUUCCAAAUCCUCUAUCAGCAUGAGGAAUUUCACUCCCACUGGUUUUUGCUUCAAAGUUGAGAUUAGUUCAGCUUUGAGUACUUUGCCACGUAACAUCGUCAUUAAAACUCAGAGUUUCAUUAUUAUUCCAUUGUCUCUUAAUGCCACAUCACUGCUGGUCUUUUCAUGGGCUCCUUACAGCUCCUCCAUAACCACAGAAAACCUAACACAACAUGUGAACAGGUUAAAUAGUUCCCUGAAUACAAAAAUUUACUUCUGGUUUUACAAGUGGGAACUGGUAGAAUUAUUAUUAUUUUUUUUUUUUUUUUUAGUAUUAUUGGUUCUAAUCUUGUAGGUGACAUUUCUGAAUGAUGUAACGGAUUAAUGCUCUUCAAUAACUGAUAGGUCCGAAUUUGUUUAUUCUCUUUAUUUGAUUUAAAAAUUUACGUUCAACAAAACCAACCAAAUUAUUCACCAACCCAAUGAGUGAAUCCAAAGGUGCACUGCAGUGUGCAGGUAUCCCCCAAACAAAAUAGUUGCACAUGAACCGAAUUUGCAGAAGGCACGGUUGCACAUCCUCACUAACACACCGCGGAUAAAUGUGUACACAAAGUGUACUGUAUCUAUCACACACACACAGUAAUGACACAGCACCGAGGAGGGUGAACCUGGCAGAAGGCUGCUCUUCUGCGAGUCACCAGUCUCUUUUUUUUAGGCAUUGCACAAAAUGUUUUACCUCAGGAUAUGAUAACUGAAACUCACAAACUAGGAUACAGUGCUAUUCACUUCUCAGCAGGCAGGACAGUUUCCAACACAACCAGCAGGUUUGUCGUAUUUGUCGUAGCUUUCUACAAAGAGCUGAUUUUUAUUUAAGCAGAGACCCAGAUAGAGGGCGAUAACACAAGACUGUACUGUUGUCCUUUAUUAAAACUUCUGUAUUAUAUAUAUAUGUAUGUAGACAUAUACUGUAUAACACAUUUUACACCGUAUACACACACAAGUACAGGAAGAUAUUAUCUAAAAGCACCCAGGAGUUAGGAGACACAAUGUAAAUGUGUGUAGAGUGCAGGCGUGCUCUCCUCUUAGUCGACAUACAGUCACUGCAUUGGCUUCUAUUAAAGCGUCGUGCUACGUGAGGUGGGUUUUAAAGAAAAUCUGUGUGUAGCUCCUGUUAGCUGUCAAGACUCGAGCACAGCUAUGGAAAUACGACUCAAAGCUAUCGCCAAUAAUAUUUAAUUUAUAUGUACUCACAGAAGUGUUUGUGAUCUCAAAAGAAAUGUUUGUUGCACUUUAUUUGUUUUUUUUUCCGAUCCUUUCUGAGAUGUAACAUAUUUAUAAAAAAAAAGUAUCAUAUGCAGCUAGUUACGUUUAGUCGAGAUGUUAAAAUCAUAUAGAGUAAUGUUGUAUAUCAAAAAAAAAAAAAAAAAGGCAGAAAAGAAAAUGACCCCAUUAUCUCAUGAGAAAAUCUUUAUGUGGGUAAACAAACAUUGUUCUUCCUUUUAUAUGCUAGUAUGUACGCAGCGCACCGUUUGGUGAUUUUAUAAGAGGCAAAACUAACUUUAAUAUUAUUUCUACCAUUUUCAAAUUCUCAUAAAAGCUCUGCAGCAGAGCACAUGUGUGGGUGUUCAGUUAGUGGUCACUAUUAGUAAGCUAGACUGGAAUAAACAUUUUUUUUUUUUGAAUGUGUGUGCCUACAUGCUAUAUAUACAUAUAUAUGCAUUAGAAUGUUUGAGUGUGUGAGGGAGGAGAGGAUGAGGGGGGCGUGAAUGCAGUUUGCUAACGUACUGUAGUUCGCAGUAAGCUUUGCAUGACUUCACUCAAAGUCCCUGUAAUAACAUCACAGUCUCCAGACUAAUCUCAUGUAAAUACAUCAGUAGCAAUGAAGACCUGACCUCAAAAUUUCUUCAUUAAGUGAUAAUGUUUCACCUUUUAGUGAAUUAAAUAAAAUCAACCAGAAGAAUUGCUCAAGCUAAUGCUUUUCAAAAAAAAUACAGUGUCUAAUCUAAUUAAUACAAAGCUGACCAAGUUGUAAUCGAGACCAAAAUAAUAAUAAAAUAAUAGGACACAUGUUAAAGCGUCAUUCAGUCCGAACCAACAUCACCGCAAUCUGUAAAAUCAAACACGAUGGUCUAAGUUAUGGCAGGACUGACUGUAAAUCAUUUAUAUCGUCCAUCAAGCAUUCAUGAACACGAUCUCUCUGAAUACAUAUUUUAACAUCAAAUGUUACAAAGCCAAUAUUAAGUAUUAAUUUGUUCUCUCAAAUGUAUAAUCUGCCAAAAAUUAAGAGCAUAUAACUUUAAAUUAGGAAUAAUUUUUCAAUACGAAAAAUCCAAAGUGAAUCUUUCAAAUAGUGAGCGUGCUAACACAGACUAAUUACUAAUGUAAUUAUUAUCAUAGAUUAGGAAAACAUAUGCUGCCUUCAAAUGGAACUCGUGAGGGAGGACGUGGGAAAUUGUGUUCACAAAUUUUUUGUUUCCAAGUGCUAACAUUAGCCAUGAGUAAUGAGAAAACCGUUUCUAGGCAACUGCAAGCUAACAACGAGUUAACUAAAUGUCGGAAAUGUAAGUUGUAACGAUAGGAUAUAUAUACUGUAUAUUAUAAUAUUACAAAGACUAUUUUACGAUAUUCAUUUACCAUCCACCUCCAACACUCAGAUCUCAGAAUUGCCAUUUACAAGGUUGUGGAUGCCACAAGAGGGCGCUGUUCAUAUGGACGUUUAUUGUGAAGGCUGUAAACGCGAUUCCAUUUAAAGGCAACACUAUGUCAAAUAAAAAUCUACAACAACCCGAACUACUACUGACAUUAUACAAAUCAGUUUCUGAUUACUCUGACCCCGACUCUCAGCAUGAGUGAUUUGCAGAGAGAGUAUCAACUAUACAAUUUUACAAAAUAACCAUUUUGGCAACAAUAUUCAAAUUUAGGGUUAAAACUAGAGGUGCAGUGAUUUGACGAGAUAUGUCCAAAUUACACGCCCUUUGUGAGGGCACCGGCAGUACGUAGUAAAAGUGAUUAAGGACGCAGCAGCAGUCCCCAAGUUAAUUUAUUGGACUAAAACAUUUCAGUCACUCGAAUAGUCUUCUUUUUUAAUUCUUCAUUGUCAACUUAGAGCUAAUAACUUCAUCACCUUUUCCAACAUGACCGAGACACUUUCUCUAACUGUGAUGUUAUUACUGGGACGAGUGUCGUCAUCUCUCAGUCUGAACGGGUCUGUCUACAGUUUACAGAAAAAACAUUAAAUUAGCAUAGUUUAACUUAGCAUUGUUUAACUGUUUCAGUGUCAGCUUAUCAAGGCUUAAAUGUUCAAGAUGUAACAUGCACAUACCUGGCAGUCAGUAUUGUAGAGGUCUGAGCAGAUUUUAUUACGCUUACCAUAAGUCAAAAGCAAUUUAAAUGUGAAUUUAUAACACUCCUUUUGGUUUUCAUUUGCUUUUGUUGUAUUCCAUAACCAGCUUAAUAUGCAACCAGACCUCUAUCUGAUCCAAACAUUUGUUUGUACUUAUUGAUAGUGUUGAGAUACAUAUCAGCAGAGAAAAAAAUAAAAAAAAUCCUCAUCCGUCAUUUAUAUUCACUAAGCCCUGAUAAGCUGGCAGGUGAAUUUAUUUAUCCUGCCUAGAGUAUUUGUACAAAAGAAAACCGAGCAAAAAAGUUACAGUACUUGUAAAUACAUUUAAAUGUAUAUAUACACACACGCUAUAUCACGAUUCUCUGAGUAACUGUUUUAUAUGUAUUCCUAUAUGAAGUGGGGUUAUCUGUGUAUUUUCAAUUCAACUGAACUUGUUCUUGAAUUCUAUGUAAUUUCUAUAAUGAGAAUAUAUUGUCUGAAAGGUGUGAAGUACUUUUCUGUUUGGGUUCAUUUCAUAGGUAAAAGUAUACUCUUAUGACCCUUUUGUUUAUUUAUGAAUUAUUUUUGCUGUCAAACAUGUGACAUAUAAGUAAUCUCUGAUUGUUUUCUGAGUGUCAGAAUAAAGCAGUUAUAAGAACAGAA
Mugil cephalus (flathead mullet) is the source of this 7180-nucleotide messenger RNA. RefSeq names its product RNA binding protein fox-1 homolog 3-like. Lineage: Eukaryota; Metazoa; Chordata; Actinopteri; Mugiliformes; Mugilidae. The transcript is spliced from 17 exons. Gene Ontology annotation, molecular function: mRNA binding. The record is from RefSeq and is a predicted model, not a curated record. Gene Ontology annotation, cellular component: nucleus; cytoplasm. The coding region runs from base 874 to 2064 and encodes 396 amino acids. Gene Ontology annotation, biological process: regulation of alternative mRNA splicing, via spliceosome; nervous system development.